This is a messenger RNA of Serinus canaria (Common canary), 5813 nucleotides long. RefSeq names its product nuclear receptor interacting protein 2 (gene NRIP2). NCBI's taxonomy places the organism in Eukaryota, Metazoa, Chordata, Aves, Passeriformes, Fringillidae. The record is from RefSeq and is a predicted model, not a curated record. Gene Ontology annotation, biological process: proteolysis. Gene Ontology annotation, molecular function: aspartic-type endopeptidase activity. The transcript has 6 exons. The coding region runs from base 380 to 1144 and encodes 254 amino acids.
UGCCGGCUCUGCCGUGAUUUAUGGAAAGCGGUUUCUGACGCGGGGUUUUUUCUAUUACGCCACGGACCCACGGACUGGAGGAGGCAAAGCUGCAGUCAGGGCAGGAGAAGUGAGGGAGGGGAAGAGGCGGGAGCACAGGGACACGGAGGAGUGGGGAGGACAGAGGGAGAAACAGGCACCGAGACACUUCAGAGAUGGGUGAGUUAUAACUAAGAGAGCAGGAGGAAAGGCAGAGAAAGGAAGAGAAGGAGAGUGGUGAGGAAGAGAAAGGGAAAGGAGAUCAGAGACUGAGUCAGCCUCCAGAGGGCAAACACCAGGAGACGAGUUCGGGGAACACCCCAGCACACCAAGAAGGACCUGUUCUGUCCGAAUCUUCGCCAUGAGCACAAAGAAGAGCUGCCCCCUGCCACUGGGGCAAGGAGACCGGGAGGAGAAGCAGAACGAGGGUGCUCCCGACCUGGAGCGACAGGAGUGUGAGAUGGAGCUGAGGAACAAAGCUAUUCUGCAACAGAAGAGGCGCCUCAAACAGGCCACCCAGUUUGUGCACAAGGACUCUGCUGAUCUGCUGCCCCUGGAUGGCUUGACAAGGCUUGGCACCUCCAAGGAUCUGCAGCCUCACAGUGUGGUCCAGCGGCGCCUCUUGGAAGGCAACCUGAACAAGCUGCGGGGCGAGGCCAGGGGUCAGUCUGCACGGGUUCAAUCUCCACUGGCAAAAGACCAGGAUGAAAAGAUGGAAAAGGGAGAGGACAGGAGAAAAGAGACUUCACCCCUGCUAAUACAGUGCCAGUGCCAAGGUCAGGUAUUGAAAGCAACUGUUAACACUGGGUGUCUACCAAACCUCAUCUCCAAGAGGUGUCUAAACCUGCUGGGGCUGGAAGAAGUGUCUGCCAUGGACUGUGGAGACCUCUCUCCUCCCAUCCCCAGCGUUGUUGGCCAAGUAGAACACUUGGAGUUGCAAUUCGGUCAGGAGACAGUGCUGUGUUCAGCACUGGUUGUAGAUGAUGAAAUGCUGGAGUUUUGCAUUGGCCUCCAGACUCUGUUGUCUCUUAAGAGUUGCAUCGACUUGGAGGAAGGAGUCGUGAGAUUUAAAGCACUGAGUGAGGAGCUGCCUUUUCUACAUGCCUCUGAAGAGCCUGGUCAGUGACUGGCUGCAUUCCCCAUGUCUGGAGACUUGCUGCCAUGAGAGAGAGAGAUGAGGGUGAGGCUCCCAUGCCCCUAACCUUGCUGAGUUCUAGGCUGAGGCAUUCAAUGGGGAGUGAGAAAAAGGCAAGUGGGUGCUGGAAGCUGUCACUGGGAGUGCCUCAACUUGAGAUAUCCCACCUUUCAGUGGACCCUCUUGCUUGUCCUGAUGUGCUGAGUGGGCAUCUUGUUCUUGUUCUGCUAUUUGGCCCUAGUCACUCCAAUUUCUGGUUCUGUAAUAAAUUUAUGCUAUCCCUUUAAUGACUUUACAACACACUGUUCACAAGAGAGUCUCUGUGAACAAUCUCCAGUUGUUCUACUGACAGGAGAACAGCAUUUUCUCCAAAGACCUCCAAAGAUUACCACAAAUGUUUCCCUUCUCGUUGCCUCAAUGCCAGCGUACACCAGUCCUGUUUCUUUGUCAGAAGGGCUCUGUUCCCUUUGUCUGUACUCUGGGAAGCUGGAUUUUGCUGCCUUUGGCUGGCUCAGAGCAGAACAGAAGUAUUUUCUUGGGAAAACUGUGGCAAAAACAGUUUUAGAGUUCUCAGUUCUAAGAAACCCUCGCAGAAAUGUUGAGUGCAGACGCCUAAAGCACUGACAGGGGCUUGGGCUUUGCCAUUGCAUCUCUGGGCACUAAGCUAUAUUAUAUGAAUGGCAAUGCUUACCAUCCCUUGGUGUAUACCCUGUAAUCAGACUUGCACACCCUGCUCUUCUGGCCAGGCCACUCCUCUCUGCACUCCAGCUGCUAGAGCUGCAUCCCUGUUCCCUCUGCUGCUUCACUGGAGAUCCUGCCACAGUUGAAAUACUGUGAUGAAUUACAGCACCAAGUCUUCUGCUCUGUCAGCUCCUUCCUUCCAACUUGAAAUCCAGCAAUUAGACACAUCAUCAGCCUUGAGUCCUGGCAUCACACAGCCCAUCAACUUUGCUUCUCUUGCACCAAAUGAGAAUUUGUAGCAUCAGCUCUGGUUAGAGGGCUGUGAACUCAUCUGGAAUGUUAAGGGUGAUUAUUGAGUCACUUAACAAUUGGGUUUGAUUUCUUUAAUUUCUUUUUAAUUUCCAUACUAAAGCAUAGCUUUAUUAAAAAUGCAUAAUCUAUUCUUAACUAGCUCUAGGAAAAAUGCACUUGAUCAGGGCUUGUUCCAUGCCUCAUGGCUACUGACUCACUAUCCAAACUGCAAAAUAUACCUUUACCAACCUUUAAAAGGCUAUGACAACCCUGUUUUGCCUAUUUUCCUGGAUUAAACACCUCUGACGCUCUUCCUUUUUUAUCAAACUGGUCAUUGUCCCUGUUGUGCUUCUCAAAAAACGUGUGUAUCAUCAGACUAAAGCCUGGCUGAUAUGAUUUGAGAUUCACUUACCAGUGAUAGUUGGCGUGACUGGCAUCUGCUGCUCCUACUUUUACUGUUAGUCAUCAUAUCUUGCAGCUUCUGAUACAUUCCUUGACAUCUCUGCCACUCUUCUGCUUGUGCAUCUGACUAUUUCUGGCUGCAUGAACUGCUUUCCAUGAAUCUCUCGAGUGACACCAAUGGUUCUCUCAUUUAGUCAGGAAAGCAUGCCUGAUCCAUGAGCCAGUCUUUCAAAGCAGCAGUAAUUCCUCCUGGAUUUGUAUCACUUGCAUGCCUGACUGGCUUCUCAAAUCUCUGUCAAGGGGUCUAGAUAGCUCACACUUGUACUAAACCAUCUUGUAUUCUAGCUGCAGUCUAUGUGGUGCCUGGGCCAAUUCUGCUGACAAAAUCUUGCUUGUGAUAGACAAAACACCUGUUGCUAUAUGCAUCAACUCACCCACUUUCCAACUCCCCUUGCCCUCUAAAAACAGCAUGUAGAACAAGGGCAAAUACUCUAUGCAUACAGAUACCACAUCCAUUACAAAUCUUAUUAAUUUCUAUGAUCUAUUAUAAAAACCCUCUAAAUCACAACCCAAAAGCAGACUUUAGCCCUAACCCAAACAAUAAACCCUAACAAUGACCCUAAAUCUAAGACGUAAAGCACUAAAUCCUAAUCCUAAAUUUAACCCCUAAAACAAACUCUAAAACUUAAUGCUAAUUUUAACACCUAAAUCAAAUCUCCAUCUCCUAGCUAUAAAACAUAAUAUUUAACAUAACCCUCUAAAUUUAACACUGUACCCCAACAUUUACCACGUGACUUUAAACCCAAGACAGAAACCUAAUCAUAAAGAUAUUAACUAUAAACCUUAAUCCCAAAACCUAACCACAAUCUCUAACCCUAAUGCUAACCAUGAAACUAACCCCAGCCCCUAAACCUAAACUCCAAGGCCUAAACCUAACCCCUAACUCUAAACCCCAAACCAUGUAACAAACCCUAACCCCUAACCCCAACUCUAAACACACCCCUACACCUAACCACAACCUAACCCAUAUCCCUAAGCCUACACCUAACCACAACCACCUAACCCUAUCUGAUGGCUUUUGUCAUUCCCACAAGGGGCCUUGCUUCCCUCCAGAGUGCCCUGGGGCUUUUGCUGAGUUUUGCUUUGCCCUGCAAGGGGCCCUGCUGCCUUUCAGAGUGUCCCAGGGCCUUUGCCAGGCCCAUAUGGGGCCCUGCUUCCCUGUGGAGCAUCACAGGGCUUUGCUGAUGCCCAGGCAGGUCUCUGCUGCCUUCCAGAGUGUCUGACAGCUUUUGCUGGGCUUUGCUGAUGCCCACAAGUGCAUGGGAAGGGGAGGGCCACCAACAGCUCUAAGUCCUGGCCACUUCCUUGUGACAGCGAUGCCCGGUGUCAGUUUUGCAGCUGGGUCCUGGCUAGGGCAGAGUGUAGGUGAGUUGGAGCCUUCAGACUGAAGCCAACAGGAAUCUUUCCAAUGAUUUAAAAGGAGUGUUGUGUGGGAUCCUACAGAAAACUGCCACGACUUUGAGUUGACAAUUCUGUUUUGACUACUGCCUGUCACUAGCAGCCCUGCAGACACUGCACACUAGCUGCUGCUGGAACUCACCAGGUGCUGUUCCUACAUGUCUGUCUUGGAAUAACUGCUUUUGCUCACAUCCAGAACAUCCUCCAGCCUUUCUGAAGCCUUUCUGUGGAUCACAUGCCUCAUAUCCUAAACCACUAACAGUUCAAGCUCAUCUGUGAAUUAAUGUGUUACAGAAGGUGAAAAUCUCCAGCCCUACCUAUUCCUCUCUUCUCUGCUUAGUGACUCCUUCUUUGCAUCCUCCUUUCCUUCCACUCACACUGGUGAGCAGAACGCGACAAACUUCCUUCAAAAAGGAAUUCUUUCCUUUUUACAGAAUCCUUUUAACACUUGCCUUUUACCCUGGCUGCUAAUACACUCCCACAUUGUGCCACAAUCUUGCCAGCCUUUCCUCUUUGUUGCUAACAACUGCAUGUAUAAGUUUUCAGUUACAAGAGAGGAUGUUUCCAAGAAAGCACUCAAUUAGUGCGAGUUCUUUUCUCAGCUCUGAAAUCAGCUCCAGGGCAGAAGACAUGCUCUUCACCUUCCUCCUGUCCAUGUCAGUUGAACACAAGAUCCACUCAGUAGAAGUCUCUUUUGUCCAGACAUUGAGGAAUCUGUUGCCAACACUUGGAACUUCCCCAUCAAGCUUUGUUGCAGGCAGAACUUCCAGAAAAAAACCCAUCUAUAUGACUAAAUGAGAACUGCAGGUCAUGAUGCCAUGGCAGACACCUCACUUCAACCCAUUCACUAAACCACAGUCUAAUCCUACAGGUCAGUACCUGUUUUCCUCACCAACACAGCUCCUGGUGGGUUUUCAUCUCCCCAAGUUACUUGGUAUAAAAUGACACAGUUAUUGCGUUUGACACGUGUAUUCUGAAUUCUAGCCCACAGAUAUUUUUCUUUCUCCAAAGCAAUUUUUUGUCAUUACAUCUGAAGCACAACCUCCACUGUGAAAGAAGGAAGUCUUGGCUUUAAAAAGUGAUUGUAAAAUAGGACUUACAACAUCUCAAAGAAGCCAACUCAACUCCCAUCUACAAACAUGGUCAUUUUUAAGUCUUCCAACACUGGGAAGCACAGUAAGUAAUUUUUGAGUGGGCUGGCAAGGCUGAAGACUGUCUUAAUUGUAGUUUCUCUUGGAAAAGCCUAUUACACAGAUAUACUUCCCUACUCCCAAUUCCAGUCAUCUCUAUUGCUUUUGGGAGAUAAAGGUAACAAAGGCAUAAUCUAAAGGUUUUUUUCACUGAAGAUCAAAAAAUGCUAACACUUCCAUAAAGAAAGCAGAAGUUCAGUACAAACUGCCAGCUCAGAGCAGGACAUAGGCACAACCUGCAUGUGUCCAACACUGACUUCCUUGUGAUGAGACCUGUCCCUUCAAUAUAAAAAAUGGAAUGUUAUUAUUUUAGGGAUAAUCUCUUUGAACCACCUUGGUGGUCAGUUCCUAUCAGGGCUGCUUUCUAAUAGAGUGGGUACAGCAGCUGUGGAAAAGUCUGCCGGGAAACACCUGCCAUGGCAAAUCUCUGGAACGGUAUGCAAUACACCCAGGGGUGGGGAGAAGGACUUCUGUCCUUCCUGAGAACAUGCACUCUGCCAAAGCCAUAAUCAGGACCACUUCCAGGAGCUUAGGGUCACUUGCUUUUGAACAGAAUGGGAGCUGCAGCCAUCCAUAUUCCCAGAGGCUUGCUCCUUUUUUCACCACCAGCAGGUGAGCUAUGGCAUUGAAGACCACUG